CUUACCCAGGCACCGUCUUCUUCUUUCAUUACUUCAUUGACAAAUUGCAGGUUUCUAACUCAUUUGUCAAUUUCUGAUAAUCCUCUAUACGGUGUCAUUCAAGCUUCCGUCGGGAACUUAUCUUCCUCGCUUUCAACAUUCCGAGCCGGGAACUGCAAAUUCAGUGGCAGCAUUCCCGUUGAAAUAGGCAAUCUAAGCAAUUUGAUGGUAUUGAGACUAUCUCAAAAUGAGUUAUCCGGUAGUAUUCCACUUACUGUCAAACAUUUGCAUGGGCUUCAAGGAUUAUAUCUAUCUAAUAACGUGUUGGGAGGCUCCAUUCCACAUGUUGUAUGUGAUUUAUUUAGCCUAACUACAUUUGUUAUUAGCGGGAAUCAAUUUUCAGGUUCAAUUCUAAAUGCUUGGGAAAUGUCUCUUCUUUGAGAGAUCUCUUUCUAGACUCCAACAUGUUGAAUUCAAGCAUAUCUUCAAGCUUAUGGGGCCUUAAAGAUUUGAAUACUCUAGACUUGUCCUCAAAUUCAUUGAAUGGGUUUUUACCUCAAGAGAUGAGUAACUUAGGAGCAGCAAUAUAUAUAAACCUAUCAAUGAAUCAAUUGUCAGGGUCAAUUCCGAGCACAAUCGGAAAGUUGCAAAAUUUGAUUUAUCUGUCUUUGGCAAGUAAUAGAUUAGAAGGUUAUAUUCCUGUGUCUGUAGGAAGCAUGACCAAUUUGGGAACUCUUGACUUGUCCUACAACAAACUCUCAAGUUCAAUACCGAAGUCUUUAGAAGCACUGCAGCACCUCAGGUACUUUAAUGUCUCUUUCAACAAUUUAAGUGGAGAAAUUCCUAAUGGCGGUUCUUUUAGAAACUUUAGUAUGGAAUCUUUUAAGGGUAAUGGGGCAUUGUGUGGAAUCCCAAAGUUCCAUGUCCAAAUUUGCCCGACAGUUUCUAAACACAUAGCAAAGAGGAAGAAGGUGGAACGAGCUUCAUUUAUUGUUUUUGGGGUUGUUGCUUUCAUCUCAGUUGUUUCUUUGGCCUUUAUAAUUGUCAAAAACAAAAGGAAAGAUAAGAUGACUAGAGAAGUUGAUGAGUUGAUAUUCAUUGUGACGGAAAGAAUAUCUUAUUAUGAACUGCUACAAGCAACUGCUCAAUUCAGUGAAAGCAAUUUACUUGGCACUGGGAGUUCUUGCUCUGUUUAUAAAGGAAUUCUUAACAAUGGGAAGGAAAUCGCUAUCAAGGUGUUUAAUACGCAAUUUGAAGGAAUUUUGAGAAGAUUUGAUGUUGAAUGCGAGAUACUACGAAGCAUUCGACACAGGAAUCUGACCAGUGUCAUAAGUAGUUGCUCUAAUGAAGAGUUCAAGGCAUUAGUACUUGAAUAUAUGCCAAAGGGAAACCUUGACAAAUGGUUAUAUUCCUAUAACUAUUACUUGAAUGUGAUUCAAAGAUUGAAUAUAAUGAUUGAUGUUGCAUCUGCUUUGGAGUAUCUUCACCAUGGUUAUUCAACGCCCAUUGUCCACAGCGACUUGAAGCCUAGCAAUGUGAUGUUAGAUGAAGACAUGGUAGCCCAUGUAAGCGAUUUUGGGAUAGCAAAGUUGUUACGCGGUGGAGAUAGCUUUGUGUUAACCACCACGGUAGCAACAUUGGGUUACAUCGCUCCAGAGUAUGGUUUGGAAGGUCUAGUUUCAACAAAGUGUGAUGUGUAUAGCUUCGGAGUAAUGGUAAUUGAAACUUUUACGAGAAAAAGGCCUUGUGAUGAUAUGUUUUGCGGAGAUAUGAGCUUAAAGAGAUGGGUAGAACUCUGUCUUCCAGAGAUCCCAAAUGAAGUGAUAGAUGCCAACUUAGUCAUGAAUUUGGAGGAAGAGCAGAUUGACAAGAAUCUGCAGUGUGUAUCAUCCAUAUUUCAAUUGGCUUUGAAAUGCUCCGCGGACUCUCCCGGGGAUAGAAUCAACAUGAAACAAGCACAUGCAGAGUUGCAGAGAAUCAAACGUCGAUUUUUCCAAUGAGAUUCAAGUAAGUUAUUUCAAAGUUGUAUGUUAUUUCUAAGAUAAUAUUGUUCUAUUACUAUUUUAGAAAGAAUAUUUUUCGGUACUGUAAAGUGGAAAGUUGUAUGCAUAGGAGU
This is a messenger RNA of Salvia miltiorrhiza (redroot sage), 2095 nucleotides long. Its product is annotated as probable LRR receptor-like serine/threonine-protein kinase At3g47570. Gene Ontology annotation, biological process: protein phosphorylation. Gene Ontology annotation, molecular function: ATP binding; protein kinase activity; protein binding. The record is from RefSeq and is a predicted model, not a curated record. The coding region runs from base 444 to 1979 and encodes 511 amino acids. Lineage: Eukaryota; Viridiplantae; Streptophyta; Magnoliopsida; Lamiales; Lamiaceae. The transcript is spliced from 2 exons.